AUGCCUUCGGGCGCUGAACUGGCGCAGCUAUUCGAGACCAUCGAUACUUCAGUUAUUGCUACUACAAAGACUCUCUCGUCCCUCUUCGAAAAGGCAGAAUCCGACCCCACUCAUCCGGACCUCGAUUAUUCAGCCGGUCUGACGCUCUUGACCGUUAGACCUCAACUUCUGCUCGCCUCGUUACAUCAGCUCGUCAUUAUGCUCGGUCUCCGACUGAGCACGUUGCUGGUCGCCGACGAGAGCGAAGAAGACGACGAAGAAGAACUCGACAAUGAUGCCUUCACGAGGACUUUUGUCGCACCGGCAUCGAGGCCCACUCUCGACACCGUCGGCAAGGUCGAAAAAGCCAUCGAAGAGGAACUGCGAGUCAUCCGUGAAGUGAUGGAAAAGACCAAGGCGCUCGAGAGCAAGGUCUCUUAUCAGGUCAAGAAGCUCGUCGCGCUCGCUUCUUCUGCCGGAUCAGCCACCCAGACCAAGGGCGAGUCGAGCGGUAAUAAGAACGAAGAUGACGAAGAGGAGGAACAGGAUCAGUUGUCGUACAAGCCCAACAUCGGGGCCAUCUUGUCGUCAAAGGCGGCCGGCAAGGCCAGGGACGUUGAUCAGGAUGACGAGGACCGGGACGAUGCUAGGGCCAAGAGGCGAUCCAAGAACUCGAGGCGGUCACUUACGCCCUCGGAUGAAGAUGACGAGCAGACUGGCGAUGGGAUAUAUCGACCGCCCCGACUCGGUGCCAUCCCAUACAACGAGGGCCGCAGAGACUCGUCGAAGCGAGCAGACCGACGGGCUCCCGCCUUGUUGUCAGAAUUCGCUGACUCGCUCACCAAUGCACCUGGUCUCGAAUCCACUUCGGGUCUUUCGGUCCGCCCCGUGGUGGCGAGCGAUAACCUGCGAUCCAACUCGACGUCUGCCAAGCGAAUGGCCGAGUUGCAGCGUAUGACCGAGUUUGAAGAGGAGAACAUGACGAGAUUGGUCAUGCGAAAGCGAGACGCGAAGCGACGAGAGGAGGACGAGUCGGCCCUCUUGAUGGGAUACGGUGUCGGUGGAGAGCAACGGAGCCGUAGUCGACGACAAGGAGGGUUCGAGGCCGAGCUCGAGGGUGUGCUUGGUGACCGAGGGAACAGCAAGGGCAUGUGGGACGACGUCGGCAAGGGCCUGGGCAAGCGUGAUUCCAUGCUCGAGCGUAGUCGGAAACGUACCGGGGACGACGUGGGAGGUGCUGGUGGACCCAAGAAGCGGAGAUUCGAAAAGGCCGUCAAGAAGCACAAGCGAUGA
This is a messenger RNA of Filobasidium floriforme, 1272 nucleotides long. RefSeq lists its product as uncharacterized. Gene Ontology annotation, biological process: maturation of SSU-rRNA from tricistronic rRNA transcript (SSU-rRNA, 5.8S rRNA, LSU-rRNA). The record is from RefSeq and is a predicted model, not a curated record. Bases 1 to 1272 code for a protein of 423 amino acids. Gene Ontology annotation, cellular component: nucleolus; small-subunit processome. The transcript is spliced from 3 exons. NCBI's taxonomy places the organism in Eukaryota, Fungi, Basidiomycota, Tremellomycetes, Filobasidiales, Filobasidiaceae.